AUGUUGCAAGGUAUGUUCAAUCUUGACGGUGAAGCGGGGACAGAGCAUAGAAGUUUCAGUCUCCGCGUUCUUCGAGAUCUGGGUUUCGGAAAGACAUCGAUGGAAGAGCAUAUCAAGGAGGAGUUGUUGAACCUUGUCAACGAGAUCGACGGAGCCAAAGAACGUGGCAUCCCUGUUUUCGAGUUGAUUCUCCAAAGCCUGCUGAACAACAUUAGCGCCCUCUUGUUGGGAACCAGAUACCGUCUAGGCGACCCAAAGUGCCAAUACCUAGCGAAGCUCGCCGGGGACUUCAUAGAGCGAAUCCACUGCGCCCCGAUCAUCCAAUUCAAACCUCAAUGGCUGUGUCGAGUCGAGGCUAGGCUGCCCUUCACCAGGACGGGUGCUAUGCGCAGGUGUCGUCUCGCAAUGAUCGACUUCAUCGGGGAUCAAGUUAAACAACACGAAGAGACAAUACAGGCAGACGUGACCCGAGACUUCAUUGAUGCCUUCCUCAAGAAAGUUGAGAAGCACCGGCAUGAUCCCAAUUCUGCGUUUCAAGUGUGCCACCUGGUGGGUAACACCGUGGAACUCUUCUUCUCUUCCUCGAGCAACUUGCCAGUCAUGAUCCACUGGCUGCUGCUGGUGUGCGCGCAGAAUCCGGAAAGGGUGCAAGCCAGAAUUCAGAAAGAGGUCGACGACGUUGUCGGCCGUGACAGACAGCCCACAUGGGAGGACCGCAAGGUGAUGCCGUUUACCAUGGCCAGCGUACUUGAGAUAACACGGUGGAAGGUCACGGAGCCCAUUGGAAUGCCUAGAGGAGUACAAGAAGGCACCUCCAUCGGGGAGUACCUGAUUCCCAAAGGAACAGCGGUUGUGGCGAAUGUUAUGGCAGUACACAGAAAUCCAGAGCUUUGGGAGAAUCCGGACCAAUUUGAUCCAGAGCGAUUCUUAACAGCCGACGGCAGCGAACUCUCCAAGAAACCGGAACACUACAUCGCGUUCUCGCUUGGGAAAAGAAUUUGUCCAGCAGAAAACCUGGCAAACAUCGAAAUGUUCCUGUACCUGGCGACAAUUCUGCAGAAGUUCAGCGUGUUUCCUGAUGAUGGAGUACAACUGCCUGAUCUCGGAUGCAUCUCCACAUCCUGGCGCCAUCCUUCUGUAACGAAGCUGCGCUUUGUUAGACGCCGAUUGUCGUGGCAAUUAACGAGCUUUUUCUGA
This is a messenger RNA of Ixodes scapularis (black-legged tick), 1197 nucleotides long. Its product is annotated as cytochrome P450 2C31. Gene Ontology annotation, molecular function: iron ion binding; monooxygenase activity; oxidoreductase activity, acting on paired donors, with incorporation or reduction of molecular oxygen. The record is from RefSeq and is a predicted model, not a curated record. NCBI's taxonomy places the organism in Eukaryota, Metazoa, Arthropoda, Arachnida, Ixodida, Ixodidae. The transcript has 7 exons. Bases 1 to 1197 code for a protein of 398 amino acids.